AUGGCCACGACGACCAGAACCACCCAACAUGCUCUGAGAACCCUUCGGGCUGCCUCAGCCCGGCCGUACGCCUCCUUCGCAGCCCGCGCCUACGCUUCCUCUGCGGAGCCUGAUCUCAAGGCCACCCUCCAGUCGGUCAUUCCCGAGAAGAGAGAAUUGCUGAAGCAAGUCAAGAGCCAUGCCGACAAGAAGAUUGGUGACAUCACCAUCGGCCAAGUCAUUGGCGGUAUGAGGACAAUGAAGUCCAUGGUCUGGGAGGGGAGCGUGUUGGAUGCCAACGAGGGUAUCCGUUUCCAUGGCCGAACCAUCGCCGACUGUCAGAACGAGCUUCCCAAGGGUACUUCUGGAACAGAGAUGCUGCCCGAGGCCAUGUUCUGGCUCCUAUUGACCGGCAAAGUCCCCUCGACGGCCCAAGUUCGCGCCUUGUCGCGCGAGUUGGCUGAGAAAUCAGAGCUCCCUUCCCACGUCGUGUCUAUGCUCCGCUCUUUCGACAAGAAUGUUCACCCCAUGACCCAACUGUCAUGUGCUGUUGCCGCCCUCAACACCGAGUCUGCGUUCGCGAAGAAGUAUGCAGAAGGCUUGAACAAGGCAGAGUACUGGGAGCCUACCUUUGAUGACAGCAUCAGCCUGUUGGCCAAAUUGCCCCGUGUCGCCGCAGCCAUCUUCGACAAAGCUGCUCUCGACAUGCCGCUGGAUCAGGAUCAGGAUUGGGCUUACAACUUUGCGAAGCUCCUUGGUAAGCCAGGCAAGGAGAACGAAGGAUUCCAGGACUUGCUCCGUCUCUACCUGGCUCUUCACGGCGAUCACGAAGGCGGCAACGUCUCAGCUCAUGCCACUCACCUUGUAGGGUCGGCGCUAUCCGAUCCCUUCUUGUCGUACUCUGCUGGCUUAUUGGGUUUGGCGGGCCCUUUGCACGGUCUCGCUGCCCAGGAAGUGCUCCGAUGGAUCUUGAAGAUGCAGUCUCAUAUCGGAGAAGACUUUUCCGAUCAGGACGUGAAGGACUACCUCUGGUCUACCCUGCGUUCGGGUCAAGUCGUGCCGGGUUACGGUCACGGGGUGCUUCGCAAGCCCGAUCCUCGGUUCAAGGCGUUGAUUGACUUUGGUGACGCUCGUGAAGACAUUGCGAAGAACCCUGUCUACCGGCUAGUGAAGAAGAACAGUGAGAUUGCGCCAGGCGUGCUGACCGAGCACGGCAAGACGAAGAAUCCCCACCCCAACGUGGACAGUGCAUCGGGUGUACUCUUCCACCAUUACGGCUUCAGAGAUCCCUUGUACUACACUGUCACAUUUGGUGUCAGCAGAGGUCUUGGUCCACUGGCACAACUCAUCUGGGAUCGCGCUCUGGGCAUGCCGAUUGAGCGACCUAAGAGCAUCAAUCUCGAAGGUUUGAUGAAAUUGGUUUGA
Messenger RNA from Cladophialophora yegresii CBS 114405, 1404 nucleotides. RefSeq names its product 2-methylcitrate synthase, mitochondrial. Gene Ontology annotation, cellular component: mitochondrial matrix. The record is from RefSeq and is a predicted model, not a curated record. The coding region runs from base 1 to 1404 and encodes 467 amino acids. The transcript has a single exon. Gene Ontology annotation, biological process: carbohydrate metabolic process; tricarboxylic acid cycle. Lineage: Eukaryota; Fungi; Ascomycota; Eurotiomycetes; Chaetothyriales; Herpotrichiellaceae. Gene Ontology annotation, molecular function: 2-methylcitrate synthase activity.